Messenger RNA from Candidula unifasciata, 460 nucleotides. The record is from the annotation of a GenBank genome assembly. Lineage: Eukaryota; Metazoa; Mollusca; Gastropoda; Stylommatophora; Geomitridae.
CACCUGUGCAACGCCUGCAAACCUGCCCCAGAUGGUGAGAGAUUUGAACACACGCCUAACCGCCUCGCAGCUGGUUGGACUCAACCCAGGGGAAUCCACACCACAAGCUGCCCCAACCUCUCAGUACAACACAUGUCCGAGGAACGUAACCGGUGACUGGUGGCCGAGACCUGAAGUUAACUUGAGGUCAACUUGUCCAUGGAAACUUCAGCAAGUCGAUCUUGGCGUCAACGCUUUUCCAAGAUACGUCAACACUGCUGUAUGUCUGUGCAACAACGGCUGCAUUGGCUCUCCAUCUAUGAGAUGUAUGGAGGUAACCUACGAUGUGACCUACUUUAAUCGCAAAGGAUGUGAGAAUGGACUGGCUGUGAUGGAACCUAGCAAGUAUACGGUCAACAUUGGAUGCCACUGUGUGGGCGCCUUGCAACAGCCAACUAUACCAGACCACAACAGCGAAUAG